Musca domestica (house fly) is the source of this 2024-nucleotide messenger RNA. RefSeq names its product scoloptoxin SSD14. The record is from RefSeq and is a predicted model, not a curated record. The transcript is spliced from 6 exons. Gene Ontology annotation, biological process: glutathione catabolic process. Lineage: Eukaryota; Metazoa; Arthropoda; Insecta; Diptera; Muscidae. Gene Ontology annotation, molecular function: glutathione gamma-glutamate hydrolase. The coding region runs from base 152 to 1867 and encodes 571 amino acids. Gene Ontology annotation, cellular component: plasma membrane.
AUCGUGUAGGCAAAUAUAAAACGUUCAAUUCGUCUCGGAUUAACAGUUGGAAAAGGUCGUUUAAAGCGGUCUCUUACGUUUUAAGGCCGUUUCGGUAUCUGGUAUCUGAAUUUUUCUAAAGGAUACUUAUAUCUCACGAACUCCCUUCGAAAUGUCUAACUGUUGUAAGAAAUAUGCCGGAUGGUGGGUUGUACUGGCUUUAAUUAUCGUAGGCGUGACCCUUGGCCUUAUAUUUGGACUUCAGGAUAGAGAUGGUGAUAAUGAGGCUGGUGUAGGCGCUGUGGCUUCAAACGGCGAAGGAUGUGCUGAGAUUGGAGGAAAAAUGUUGAAGUUAGGAGGUUCCGCCAUUGAUGCUGCCAUUGCCACCCUAUUGUGCGAAGGUGUAAUGCUGCCGCACAGCUUGGGAGUGGGUGGUGGUUUUGUGGCCACCAUCUAUACGAAGGAAACGGGACGUGUUGAGACAUUGAUUGCUCGUGAAACUGCUCCGGCUAUGGCACAUCAAGACAUGUUCAUUGGCAAGGAGAUAACCGGAGCCAUUUCAGCUGCCAUUCCAAGUGAGAUUUAUGGUUAUUGGCGUUUACACGAUAAAUAUGGUAAACUGCCAUGGAAGACAUUGUUUGAACCCACCAUUGAGUUGUGUGUCAAGGGUCAUAAGGUGUCACGCUAUUUGGCCAAUGUUUUGAACUUGAAUGCCAAUCGUAUACGCAACGAACCUUCAAUGGCUGAGAUUUUCAUUAACAAAUAUACCAAUGAGUUGUUCAAGGAAGGUGAGACCAUGUAUCGCCCGCAGUUGGGUGAAACUCUGCGUAUUGUGGCCAAUGAGGGUCCUGAGGUUAUGUAUCGUGGUGGUCGCAUUGGCAAGCGCUUGAUUGAGGAUAUUCAAGAAAUGGGUGGCAUUGUCACCGAGGAAGACUUGUUGAGAUAUGAUGUCCGCUGGGAGGAACCCAUUGUGGCCCAUUUCACCGGUGGCUAUUCUCUGUACACCUCGCCCCUGCCCACAAGUGGUGCUGUCUUGGCCUUCAUUUUGAAUGUCAUGGAACCUUUGUAUACUCGCCAUCAUGAUGUCUAUUGGCAACGUGUUGUGGAGACGUUCAAACAUGCCUAUGGCCAUCGUACCAAUUUGGGUGAUAUCCAUUUUGAGCCACAAGUCAAGGAGGUCUAUGAUCAAUUGAAGAGUCCAGAAUUUGCUGCCAAAAUUCGUGAACUAAUCAAGGAUGAUGAGACAUUUACCGAUUUUGCUUACUAUGGUGCCAAUUUCACGAAUGUGGAAGAUCAUGGCACUGCUAAUUUGGUUGUGUUGGCGCCCAACGGGGAUGCUAUCUCGGUGACCAGUACCAUUAAUAGCCAUUUCGGUGCCAAGGUUCGUUCCCGCCAGACCGGUAUCAUUUUAAACGAUCAAAUGGAUGAUUUCUCCACUCCUGGUGUCGUCAAUGUCUAUGGCAUUCCAGCUUCCCCUGCCAACUACAUUAAGCCAGGUAAACGUCCAAUGUCCUCUACCUGUCCCAGUAUUGUGUUGGAUAAACAUGGUCAUGUGAAAUUGUUGGUGGGUGGUGCUGGUGGUUCCAAGAUUACCACUUCUGUGGCCCAGACCAUUUUGCGUUACUUUGUGUUCAAUGAACCCAUCGAUAUUGCUCUCAACUCCGGACGUGUCCACCAUCAGCUGGCCCCCAUGUUGGUGGAUGUUGAACCCGAGGUUCCCGACCACACCAUGGAUUAUUUGAUUCGUGUGGGCCAUGAUUUGAAUUAUCUGCCCGCCGACAAGGCCUAUUCCGCUUUGACGGCCAUUGGUCUCAAGACGCAUGUGCCCCAUCCGGUUUGUGAUCGUCGUCGGGUUGGUAGUGCCGUUGUUGUACAUCCCAACAAAUAAUUGAAAAAACGGACAGGUGUGCAAAUCCGGAGCACCAAAAAAAUGAUGAUGUCAAACUAAUUAAAUUGGAAAUGUCAAUUAAACAUCGAUGUUUGCUCAAAUUUAAAUUUUAAUAAAAAUCGUGGCCAAUUAAAAUAAAAUUCCGGAAGCCUUUGAA